Molecule: messenger RNA, 3228 nt
Organism: Lodderomyces margitis
Lineage: Eukaryota; Fungi; Ascomycota; Pichiomycetes; Serinales; Debaryomycetaceae
Exons: 2
Coding region: 1-3228 (1075 amino acids)
Biological process (GO): conversion of methionyl-tRNA to N-formyl-methionyl-tRNA; biosynthetic process
Cellular component (GO): mitochondrion
Molecular function (GO): methionyl-tRNA formyltransferase activity
Source: RefSeq, a predicted model, not a curated record
AUGUGGCCACAUAAGUCAGGUCUAGGCGUACGACUAGGCUACGGAGUAUUUGGAAAUCCAAACGUUGAAGUAGAAUCAGUGACAAACACAGAUACACUCUCAAAUGAUGGGUUGCAACCAAAGAUCAAUUUCCCUCGAAAGGAAGGUGAUGCAGAGGAGAGUAAAUAUUUAUGUGAAGUAUCGUAUAAGGAUCUUAUAAAGAAGCCGCUAAACCAUUCUGUGGGUGAAGUCUAUAAAUCAGAAGACACCAGUACUUCAUUUAGGUCCGAUGAGGGAUACUUUGCCACAGAUAGCGUGCCUUAUAAAAUCAUAUCUUCUUUUGGAUUGGAAACUAAAGCAAUGGAUUCAGACGUGGCAUACGAUCCCUGUUUUGGAGAUAUUGUUCAAACAUUUCAAAUUAAACCAAAAUCGCAAGAUGCAUUAGUUCAUGGACUCAUUCACGUCACAGGUGAAGCACUUUCGGUUCUAAGUCUAUCGAUUAGAUUACAGGAUGGUGUUUCAAUAAAACUAUCGCAUCCAUAUGAAGUGGAUUUUCUAGAUCAGAUACGACAGGUUGAAGUUGGUGAAAAUGAAGCCCACGAUCGGCUAAUUAUCCUUGUGAGAACGCGUGUUAAGGUUUAUGCAACUACUUGCAAAUUGGAAAACUACUCCACCAAUUCGAAAUCUGCUCCUGAUUUCAAAUUAUCAAUUAUUAAGGAGAUUGCCUCACAGAAAUUGGAUCAAUCGACGUUUGCCAAUGUGGCUGUGUGUGCUUCAGAUGUUCGCAAAUUUGCCAUGAUUGAUGUCAAUGGUAACCUAACAGCAUGGUUGAUUAACAAAAAGUAUGAUAAAGUGCUGCGAAUGGGUGACCAUGAUGUGCAAAUACCCAUAGCCGAUGCUAGCAAUUUAUCUCAUUGGUUACGACUCACUUGGUUGCUGAAUCUCAACAGCAUCCUCUUGUCAACAAGAACUAAAAUAUUUCAAUAUGAUUUCGUUUCGAUGACUCAGAAAGUGCUAGUUACUUCAAAUACGUGGUCGCGAAUAAGAGAUGUACAAUGUGUGGGAGACAUGAUAUUUUCCCUAACAUCAAAAGAGUUGAUUUGGCUACAACGACGUGGAACAGAGAUUGAGAGACUACUAUCUUGGCGCCACUUUCUCAAUGACAAUGAUCCAUCGCUUAAAUUUUCGGUGCUUACUAGACACAAUUCAUAUUUGGUGUUUUUGUAUUCGCAAGCUAACCCAUUGGUGUUGGUUUACACUUUGGGGUUUGACCAUGGAAGACCAAGUAGCUUGAGAGAUCCUUAUAUAGUGCAAAGAUCGAAUGCGGUGGAUUUGAAACAAUUGGUACCAUUGGCCAUGGACGAUGCAGACAAUAUAAUUGUGAUCGAGUUAUCAUCGAGUUUGCAUUUACGACAACGACGUCUAGAGUUUAAGCCAUUAGCACAACCUCCCAGUACAUUAGAAGGGUGUAGCUAUUCUGGAGAAAAUACAACAAAGAACCACAAACACAAGCAUAACCAUUUGAAAAAACUUCAUGCAGUUCUUGUACAAAGUGUCUUGAAAGAAGAAGAUCAGGGAGAACUGGUUGCGGCAAUUCAAAAAUACGCUUCAUUGCUAGAUGCGACCUUUGAAACCAAUGCUGAGAAACAAAAGUUUUCUUUAGGAAAUUAUCGAUCUUUAUUAGAAAUUGAUUAUCGUGUUCCGCUAGGAAUUCUGGACUUGGCUGAGCUCGACGAUAUGAUUGCCGAAUUUGAAAAUAGUCCGCUUACAGAGGAUUUAAGUAUACGAAGCUUCAUCAAUACUGCAAUAAUACAAAGAAAUGGGUUUUUGGAUAUACCAGAUGCCCAAACACACAUCUUCAACAUACACGCGUUGCUAGAGCAAAUAUUUGCGAAAUGUAACGUUGCUGGAUCCAUAACAAACACUUCAAUCUUGUUAGGCUUAUCGCUCAUAAAAUGUCAAGCUCAACAAAAUCAAUUUCAAUCUAAAUACGAAGCACAAAAGGCAGCAUCUCCCGCUUAUGUCCAAGAAAUACUUGAUGAAUGGGACACACCUGCUGCAUCACAACCAGUUGAACAGCAACCCAGUUCGCAACUAUUUGAUGCAUCCCAAACUGUUCCUUUGUUAAAAUCCAGCCAAAUUGAACCAAUGGCGCCACCAAGACUAUCGCAAAGCUCCCAUUCACAAUUCGGUGGUUCAUCCAACUUUGUUAAAGGCUCUGGACAUAGUCAACCUGCAUCACAACAUAGAUCGCAGUCGCGUUUGGGAGACACUUUGCGAAUUUCGUCCCAACUUAGUAUUCUUGAAUUGCGGGAUGGAUGUCCUGAUAAGGUGUCCAGUGUUAAAGUCAUAACAAGAAGCAUAAAACCUAGUGGGAGGUACAUGAAGACAUUUACAGAACUUGCUGCUAGUGAAUUUGCAAUCAAACAUGACAUACCGAUCUUACGAGCCGACUCGUCUAAAGAUAUUCUUGCAUUGACAAGUAGUAACAAUUUCAAUUUAACUAUAGCUGUGUCUUAUGGUAAACUUAUACCGGCUGCAUUCUUAAGCAGUUGCAAAUAUGGCGGGCUAAAUGUUCAUCCAUCAUUACUACCAAGAUAUUCAGGUUCAUCUCCUAUACAAUAUGCCUUGCUCAAUGAUGACAAAACAACUGGAGUCACAGUGCAAUCGUUACAUCCCACCAAAUUUGAUCACGGAAGUAUCAUAGCCCAAUCCAAUGACAUUAAAAUAAAUGAUACUGACGAUUAUGACAGCUUAUCCGAUAGACUAGCUCAAGAAGGAGGUUCGCUUCUACAGGGUGUUAUUGACAGGGGACUCUUUUUAAACACUAGUUUGCCAAAUACCUAUGAGCGGUCAUUGGCCCCAAAAAUUGAUAAAUCUAAAAGUCAAGCACUAUGGAGCAUUUACACAAGCAGGCAGAUUAAAAGGUUAUAUGACGCUUUGGGUCCUGUUUAUACAUUUCUAAAUACAAAAACUAAGAAAAAGGGACAAGUUGUGGAGGAAAAGAAACGGGUUAUUUUGGGUUCUGUGACAGACUUGAUCAGUCCACCCAUGAGUGCUGAACUGCAUCAUCUACAGCAGCCUGGUGAUUUCAUUCUACUAAAAGAAGGGUUAUGUGUCAAGUGCAAAAAGGGAUAUGUUUUGGUGCAAAAGAUCAAGUUACAAACAAGAGGUGAUGAAUCACCCGAGAAAUUUAUCGGUUCCUACCACAAGACAGUGGGUGAUAUGCCCCAACAUUUUAUAAGCUGA